Messenger RNA from Mytilus trossulus (common blue mussel), 582 nucleotides. RefSeq names its product inversin-like. The transcript has 8 exons. The coding region runs from base 1 to 582 and encodes 193 amino acids. NCBI's taxonomy places the organism in Eukaryota, Metazoa, Mollusca, Bivalvia, Mytilida, Mytilidae. Gene Ontology annotation, molecular function: protein binding. The record is from RefSeq and is a predicted model, not a curated record.
AUGUUAACAUUGGAAGCUUAUUAUAAUGAUGAAAUAAUGGAAGAUUGGAAUCAUAAACUUAUUAAAGCUGCUAGAGAUGGAAGCGUAGAGGACUUAAAGCUUUGCCUAGAGAAUGGAGCAAACAUUGAAUUUAAAUUUGGUGGAUGGACAGCAUUAAUGUGGGCUGCCAGGGAAGGACAUGUGGAAGUGUGUCAACUUCUCCUGGAGAACAGAUGUAAAACAGAUAUCACAGAUGAUAGAGGAUGGACAGCAUUAAUGUGGGCUGCCGUGAGAGGACAUGUGGAAGUGUGUCAACUUCUCCUGGAGAACAGAUGUAACAAAGAUAUCACAGAUGUGUUAGGAUGGACAGCACUAAUGUUGGCUGCCAGAGAAGGACGUGUGGAAGUGUGUCGACUUCUCCUGGAGAACAGAUGUAAAACAGAUAUCAGAGAUGUAGAUGGAAGAACAGCUUUACAUCUGGCUGCUGAGUGGGGAUAUCUACAGACCACAAGAUGUCUUGUAGAAGAAGGAGAUAUCAGUCCCUUGGUUAAAACACAUCAGGAGGGUAUGGAUAGGAUAUACAGAAUAGAAAAUCAUGAAUGA